CUCAAACUACAAGUAUGAUCGUUUGGUUGACCAAUUGAAGCAUAUGCCAGCCAAUGAAAAAAAGAUUCAUUGUCUAGUUCAAUUUAAAUAAAUUGUUUACUUCAUUUUACAUUAACUCUGUUUUGUAUAAAGAUGAUCUUUGUGACAAUUAAAUUGAAAAUAUGGGAAACGAAAAAAACACCAGUGAAGUAAAAUUAAGUCUAGGCGAUUGUCAGGGACAGUCUAGAGACAAUGAUACAACUGUUUCAUCAAAAUUUGAAGAGUCUUCAAUCGAGUUACAUUGGUCUUUUAAUAUUCUCAUCUAUUACAAAUAUUUUACGACCAAAUAUCGUUACCAAAUUUUAUUUGUCCUUUCAUUGUUUAAAUUUGGUGUCUGGCUUCACAAGUUAUAUGAAGAUGUUGGUCAGGCCAUUGAAUAUAGCAAUGAUGCUGAUACGGCUUACUUCAUUAUCUCCGUCUUAAUGUUAAUCUUACCUACUUUGAUGUGUUUAAUCUACAUGAUUUUGACUAAAUUAAUCGACAUUCGAUGUCAACCCAGCCAGAAAGACAUUAUUGUGGCCCUGAUCAAUGGUUUACUGCUAGUGCCUUGGCAGGUCAAACAGUGUCUUGAUACUCUUCACUAUUCAGCUCAACGGAUUUGUGACCGUGUAUGGUCAGUUUAUGAUGCCAAGGUAGUCUUCUCGAUGGGCGUUGAUUGUGAUUUACUGGAAUUCUUUGAAGACAUGUUUUCUGGUUUCCUCGGUAUUUGCCUUCAACUGUAUAUUAUUCUGGUAAACUGGGGAUGGACCGGUGAAGAAAUGCAAGAUACAAAACUAGUGACUGGCGAAUUGAUUGGCUCAAUUUUGAGCUUACUUUCAAUGUUGGAGGCAAUAAGGCGCCGUGAUGAUAGGUUUUUAUCAUCUUUGUACGUUCGCCUUGGAUGGAUAUCCAUGUUUAUGAGUCGUGCUCUUGCUAUUUGUUUAGCAACUACUAUAAUCAAAUCUUGGAUAAUUGUCAUCAUCUUUGCUCAUGCCAUUGCCAUCAAUUCUUGGGUCUUUUACAUUGCUCGACAGUCUUAUAUCGAUGUUAUCCUUAAUGAUCUUGAAGCUAUUCUUGACUGGAAGAUAGCUUUUGGACGAGGACGAUUGCUUCUCUGGUUAUUAUCUUUUGUCAUUUAUGGUUUACCUUCAAUCAUUUAUUGGCCUUUAAUGUUUCAAAUGAAAGACGCUGGACGGACACAACUAUUUUUGGUCAUAAUCUUGAUUGAAAACGUUUGCUUUGGUGCAAUCUGGACAGUUGGAGUUUGCAGUUAUCAAAUCACAACCAUUAGUUUCAAUCAUCUUGUUUAUGUCAAUUUAACUCUUCUCAUUAUGACUUUGUUCUCGAUAUUUUGGUUACUUCGUUAUCUUCAUCAUAAACCUUAUAAUGUAGAUAAAAAAGUGCUCAUGAAAAUUUUAAAUGAAGAAGGAGAGACUCAAGAAGAAGUUGCUCUUGAUUAUGGUGUUAGUUACAUUUUUUAUUCCAAAGUCUUCGCUUUGCCCACUUUCAACCAGCUUUUGACAUCAAUUCCACCCUAUUGCGAUGAAGAUCGACUCUUGUUCAGCUUAAUUGGUGAUUCUGAAGAAGAAGGAAAGGAAAAUGAAGGUUUUUCAAGCGAUUCUUCUGAUGAUCAAUCUGAUUGUGAUAAAGCCAAUGAUAUUCCCAACAAUUCUAUCAAAGCAGAAAAACAGUUUGAAAUUCCUGUGAUUAACAUUAUAACCUGUCCAUCACUUUCAUCAUUAUCAACAAUAUCAAACGAUAAACUUUCUGAUUGUGGUGAAUAAGCUUACUACAUGUAUUUCGUUUACCUGGAAAUAUAUUGGACUGUGUUGUAAAUUAUUUUUAAUUUCACUCAUUAAAUCUAGUCCUUGUUACAUAAUUUAUCUAUUCA
Messenger RNA from Tetranychus urticae (two-spotted spider mite), 1909 nucleotides. RefSeq lists its product as uncharacterized. Gene Ontology annotation, cellular component: membrane. The record is from RefSeq and is a predicted model, not a curated record. NCBI's taxonomy places the organism in Eukaryota, Metazoa, Arthropoda, Arachnida, Trombidiformes, Tetranychidae.